Molecule: messenger RNA, 1155 nt
Organism: Limanda limanda (common dab)
Lineage: Eukaryota; Metazoa; Chordata; Actinopteri; Pleuronectiformes; Pleuronectidae
Product: putative methyltransferase DDB_G0268948
Exons: 6
Coding region: 198-1049 (283 amino acids)
Molecular function (GO): S-adenosylmethionine-dependent methyltransferase activity
Source: RefSeq, a predicted model, not a curated record
CUUGCACCCCGUUGUUUCCCUCUUGUGUGUGUCCGUCCGUGCAUGCGUGUGUUUGUGUUUGUUUGUGUGUGUGUGUGUGUGUGUGUUGUGUGGUUCUGACUGCCUGCCUGCAGACGAAAAAGAAGGUAACAUCGAUUGCUCUAAGCUCUUUAUGAAGCUUAUGAUAAAUCAGCUGUUCACAGAGGCAUCAGUUAACAAUGGCUCACCGUCUGUUUGAGGGCAAGAAGCAUGCAGCUUCUUACUUAAAGUACAGGGUCUCUCCAUCAGAACUUCUUAUACAACAGGUCCUUGGAUUCAUGGAAAAACGGAAAGCUCGUCCCUUUGAGCUGGCAGUGGAUGUGGGUUGUGGCUCGGGACAGGGCACUCGGCUGCUGGCCCAACACUUUGCUUCCGUGGUGGGGACAGAUGUGAGUCCUGCCCAGCUGGAUUUGGCUGUGCAGUAUGCUCUGGAGGCAAACAUCACAUAUAGUUCCUGCUACCUUCCCAUCUUCAGAGAGUGUGCGGCUGAGGAGCUGCCGUUGGCUGACAGCUCAGUGGACCUGCUGACGGUUAUGACUGCAUUCCACUGGUUCGACAGGCCACGCUUCCUCCUGGAGGCCCACAGAGUCCUGAAGCCCCGCGGCUGCUUGGCUCUGCUCAGCUACACCAUGGACAUGGAGCUCAGCUACGACGGCUGCUGCUCGCAAUCAAUCAACCAAGUCUGCACAGAGUUUUAUGCAGCUUUAAAACUCUACCGCGACCCUCACAUUGGUCCCAGCACUAUUGAGUUGUACCGGGCGGCGUAUGAAUCCAUCCCUUACCCGGACAAGGAGUGGCAAGAGUGUGUGAGAGUGAGAAAGGCCAUGCCUCUGUCCGGCUACAUGGGGAUGGUGGAGUCUUUCUCCAGUUAUCAGAUUCUGCUGAGAAACGACCCGCAGAAGGCAGAGCAACUCUCCCAGGACAUCUGUCAAAAGCUGAUGUCCGUGAUGCAGGUGACCUCAGCAGAGGCAGAGGUGGUGGUGGCUGUGAAGUAUUACUACCUGCUGGCCUGUAAACCAGAGGAGGCCUGAGUCCUACCACCUCUCACACUUUCAACACCGAUCAUGAACGUCACGGACACAGGAAAUUGAUGUGUGAGGUUGUUUUAUAAAAUACCACUAGAGGGUGACACUCAAA